CUACCGCUGCAGGGAGUGAAGCACCCCGCUGGCAGGAAGGACGCCAGCGGACGCUUCGUCAACCCCUGGCCCACCUGGAACUUCCCGUCCUACAUCACCAUCCUCCGCCUCUUCCUGAUGGAGAAGAACCACAGCAACGUGCCCAGCUCCAAGGAGGUUCUAGAUAAGGAACUGCCGGUUCUGGAGCCGUUCUUCGUGCGGAGCCCGGAGAGUGUGGGUUCUGUGGCCUCGGGCCUGCGUGUGACGUGGCUGGGUCAUGCGUCCGUGCUGGUGGAGAUGGACGGCCUGGUGGUUCUGACUGACCCGAUGUUCAGCCAGCGUGCCUCGCCCAUGUGGAUGCUGGGACCCAAGCGGUACCGCGGACCGCCGUGUUCCGUUGAACAGCUGCCGCGCGUGGACGCCGUGCUCAUCUCGCACACACACUACGACCACCUGGACCUGGCAACGGUCACCGCGCUGAACCGCCGCUUUGGCUCGGACCUGCGCUGGCUGGUGCCGCUCGGCCUGCUGGACUGGAUGCACGGAACCGGCUGCCAGAACGUGAUCCAGCUGGACUGGUGGGAGAACUAAGUCCCCGGACACUCUGGGGUCUGUUACACACACACACACACAGCGCAGCACUGGUGCAAACGCACGCCGCUGGACGACAACCGGACACUCUGGGGGAGCUGGUCAGUCCUGGGCCCCUCCAGUCGUUUCUUCUUUGCGGGCGACACGGGCUACUGCUCUUCUUUCCAGGAGAUUGGACGACGCUUCGGCCCUUUCGACCUCGCCGCCAUCCCCAUCGGAGCCUACCAGCCCAGAGGUAUCAUGCGUUCCCAGCAUGUGGACCCUGAGGAAGCGGUAAAGAUUCACAUGGACGUCCAGGCUAAACACUCCCUCGCUGUCCACUGGGGCACUUUCGCCUUGGCGUACGAGUAUUACCUGGAGCCCCCAGUGAAGCUGAGGGAGGCCAUGGAGCAACAAGGUCGCGACCCCGAGGAGUUCUUCACCCUCAACCAUGGAGAAUCACGCCUGCUCAACACCACACAGGACGUGUUUGACUGAGGAGAUGGAACACACACACGCACACACACACACGCACAAACACGCACACAGGCCAUGGAACAGCAAGGUCACGACCCCGAGGAGUUCACCCUCAACCACAGAGAAUCACACCUGCUCAACACUACACAGGACGUGUUUCACACACACACACACACACACACACACACACACACACACACACACACACAUACACACAGGCCAUGGACGACAGGGUAGUGACCCCAACGAGUUCCUCACCCUCAACCACGGAGAAUCAUGCCAGCACACACACACAAAUAAACACACACACACACACGGGAUGGAAGAUGUGUGCUAGUGUGCUUUCUAGCUGUAGGACUCUGAAAGCUGUAUCGCUGCUUCUACUACCAACAUCACUAUUAAUACUUUCCCAUGGCCAUGACCGACACACACACACACACACUUUUCCCAUGGCCAUGACCGACACACACACACACACACACUUUUCCCAUGGCCAUGACCGACACACACACACACACACACACACACACUUUUCCCAUGGCCAUGACCGACACACACACACAGGGAUUCUGUCUGAGUGCACUUAUGAGUGUGCACUUCUGUCUGUAGUGCACUUCGGAGUGUACACUUCUAUCUGUAGUGCACUUCCAUCUGAGUGCACACUUCUAAGUGUGCACUUCUGUCUGUACAUAAUAUUGUAGCUCACGAUGGCUGCUGCAGAGUUCUUUAGAUAAAGGAGACCAUGUAUAAUAGGAAUGUAAGAGGUAUUUUUACAAGAGCUAAGCUGUAGAUCAUAAGACACAGUAAAUAUGAUUUGGACCCAA
Molecule: messenger RNA, 1850 nt
Organism: Alosa alosa (allis shad)
Lineage: Eukaryota; Metazoa; Chordata; Actinopteri; Clupeiformes; Clupeidae
Gene: napepld
Product: N-acyl phosphatidylethanolamine phospholipase D
Exons: 7
Biological process (GO): N-acylethanolamine metabolic process; N-acylphosphatidylethanolamine metabolic process
Cellular component (GO): cytoplasm; membrane-bounded organelle
Molecular function (GO): N-acylphosphatidylethanolamine-specific phospholipase D activity; zinc ion binding
Source: RefSeq, a predicted model, not a curated record